Molecule: messenger RNA, 2297 nt
Organism: Somion occarium
Lineage: Eukaryota; Fungi; Basidiomycota; Agaricomycetes; Polyporales; Cerrenaceae
Source: the annotation of a GenBank genome assembly
AAUAGUAACGCGUGCACAUUGAUGUCGAUCAUACCGCGUUCCCUCUUGCCAUCGCUCAAGCUCAAGGCUCCAACUUAUAUAGCCCGGUGAGGUGAUACCAGGCUUGUGCUAUGUCUUUUGAACAUGCAUCAGUUACAAAAGGGUUGAUGCUCAGUCUCGCUCUUACUUCUAUUGCUGUCGGGAUCUUCGACGUAAAGCAUUAUGUUCACCUCCAGCUCGUUCCGCACUUGUCUAAGCAUCACCAAUAUUGGCGACUGUUUUCGCAUCACGUUGCUUGUGCGAACUCGAGUGAUUUGUUCCUCGCAGAACUGUUGUUAUACAACAUAGCCAUCCCAAUUGAACGUACAUUCGGCAGCGUCAAAUACGCCUCUUUUGUACUGCUAGCCACAUUGUUGAACACAAUGUUCACUUUCGUGGUUAUGUUGGCACUGCGAAUGUCGACGUAUACGGAGGCCCUUCUCAAUUAUGUGCCAUCUGGUCCAACUGCUAUAAUCUUCAGCAUCAUACAUCAGUAUAUUCGGCUCGUGCCGGAGGCAUACCACUUCAAAAUCUUUGGUGUGAGUAUGAGCGACAAGAUAUGGGUUUAUGCCCUCGCAACGCAGGUAUCGAUUUCGCACUUGCCUGCGACAUUAAUCUUGGCAGUCAUCGGUUUGCUCACUGGAUUGUUGUACCGAUCUGAGCUUUUACAACUGAAAGGUUGGAGAAUACCACAUCGAUUGGUACGAUUCGCGCAGACCUGGAUAGCUCCAUUACUCGGAGAAAGUCGAUCUAUCCGAAGAACAAACCGAGUGCUUCCUGAACAGCGUCCCUCUGCUGAGUCAUCGUCUCUCUUGGACGAAACCAUCAGUACAGCUCGAACGCCACGAACGGUACCGAGGCCCACGGCUCGUCCACCUGUUGCCACAGAAACCCCUGGUGGAGAGACACCUCCUUCUGAUACUGAACAUCCAAACCAGAUCGGGGGCGGGAUGGUCCGUCAAUGGAUGACAGAACUGACCGGAGCUGCAAGGCCCAGUGGGACCGCCCAAGGCACAGUGAGAGUGCCGAGCGAUGUAGAAAUUCAAAUUCUGACAGGCAUGUUUCCGGAUGUGGGACGCGAUGUUGUUCUGGGUGUUCUUCAGCGUAGCCCCAAUAUCGAAGCAGCAGCCGAGACCCUUCUCACAUCUCAGAGGUCAUAAAGCUUCUUCAGAUAGCGAACGAGGCUUCUUUGAUAGUGGACAGUGCGCCUGAACUUCACUCCGUUGUAUAUACUGAACCACAUGAUGAUCUGUCCUGACAUCGCAUACGCAGGGUUCAGAGGAAGCACAUGCUUCUUUUAGGUUAGGACUUGUAUGUCCCAUCUUGAACAAUCGAAGUUUAUUGUCAAGACAAAGAAGCUGUCUGUUACCCACAUUUAGUUCCGUAUAAUGAAGAGGUCAGUCAUCUUGAACACUCCAUAUGCAAUCGAUGCCUCGCCAAUGCACCGCUCAUGCCAACGACCCUUCACGAGGAGAGGUUCUUUGAAGCUUAUCAACCUAUUCUUACCUUCGUUUGACACUUCCUUGAUUGAUCACAGCGUUGUUAGGACAGAUCCUAAACUGCUUCGCAGUAUUGCUUUCCCACUUCACAACAAGAGUUGAAGGUGCGCUACAGCGGCAUGCGAACAUUCGUUGGAGUCGGCGGCGACGAAUGAUUACCAAGUUCUUUUCUCAAGCUCGGCCACCUAUGGCACGCAUGUAGAUCAGCUGCAAGCCUAUGAUGAGCAUAUGGAGUGACGUUUAUCUUGCUACUCGGACACCCCAGUGCACUGGCAAAAGCGGCCCCAGUAUCCGGUUUGCAACGUCGACGGGUCAACAAGGUAAUCCAAACCAGGUUACAUAUGGUCUCGACCACGCCGUGAGGGAGCUUUUCUAAAUCAUAUCAACUGCCGCCAAGCGACAGCGAGCUGAAGGCGUCUUUGCAUAUGCCAGUCCUCAGCUACUGAGGAUCGCCCGUCGUGCAUACCCGAUGCAUACCAUUGUAUGACAGUGCAAGUGUGUUCCGAGAGCAGAAUCUGCACAGCCUAUAUGACAACUGAGAUCUUGUCUCAAGUGAGGUAGGGUCUUUGUAUCACUUGGGGUCAGAACACCAGAAGAGGGAGGUCCUCACGGGAGACGGCGUUGGCAAAUACCAUCAUCAUCCAUCAUCCAGUGUAUUGGGUUUGACAUAGGACUCGAACCAGCGACCUACGACUUGAUGUGGCUGGAAGAACGAUUGAACUUAUCGCGAAAUAUCUUUCACACUGCAAAUCGACUCUCACAGCUGCCAGUUGAUGUCGA